CCGUAUCGCGCGGUAAUCUAUUAACCUAGAUUAAUAUUGUUAAUCGUUAAAAGUAUUAUAUAGAAUCGUGUUUUUAUUGUGUCAUAUUAGAUAUUAGAUGUGAAAAUUUGUUUAUUACUGCUUAAUUUUGAAUUUGCACAAAGUCAGCAUCGUAAACCAAAGUACAACAAUGGGUCACCUACUGAGGAGUGCGUACGUGCUCGGAAUGGGGGGGAAAGACGAUGAAGGCAUGUCCCUAGACGAAGGCAGACAAUCACAGAGGCCAUACAGGUAUGGCAUGGUGUUGCUGUGCGCCGGCGCGCUGAUCAAUUGGCUAGGCCUGGCAGAAGACUACGCGGAGCCCGUGCGCUACGUGGGCGUGGCCUGCAUCGUUGCAGGAGCCCUGCUCAUAUGUGCCGCCAUGUGUUGCUGGCUGCAGUCGCCCGCGAGGCAGCCACAGACCGACCGCGCCUCACCUGACACUCACCAGAUUGAUGAUCCCAUCCACGUAAUUUCAAUGCCAGAUGAAGAAACAAUGCAGCAGAAGCCUCCAGACUACGACACGGUGGCGGGAGCCCCGCCGACAUACGACGACGCUAUCAAGCUGAACCCAGCGCGCCUCCUCCCCGCGACGAGCAGCGCCCGACACGACCUGCCGCCGACGCCCCACCUGACGGAUGUGGCCAUCAUCCCCGGCCAGCCCGACGACUCGGUGCCGCCCACCAGCCCGAUGACCGCCAUCGCGCCCAUCCACAGGUCGCAGGUGCCCAAGACGCCGCCGCCACCAUACAACCCCACGCACGCCAUCAGAUGAAAGCCCGGCUGGACAACUUUGUUACUUUAAAUCGACUGCUGUUUCAUGUGAUGAGACUCGUAUAUAGCAAUUAGUCCACGUUGUUGACAUCGCAACAAUGUCUCGGUAUUAUAUUUAUAUUGUACGUACAUAUCCUAACAUGAAACUAUUGUUUUAAUUUAAUGUAGGUGGUCGAGUAAGAGCGCUGCGUACUUAUGUGAUAAUAGGGAAGUUAUUAUUAGUUACUUAUUUCCUGCUCUGUACAUAAUUAUUAUGAAAUUUUGUAAAAUAGUGUUUUGUUAAAUAUGUACCUAUAGUUAGGCAGAUAAGUUAAGAAUUCUUCCAAUAAUUAUUUUAUAAAUUGUGUUCCAUACAGAGCACCACUGUGGUUCCAAAUAAUGAUAAAGUAGGAUAAGUCAACGGUCGACAGCCGUGGAUCGGGUCGGCCGGUGGACAACAGACACCCGUACAUAUCUGUUUAUAUCAAUUAUAUAUGUUUUAAAGCAGUAGUAGUGUCCUACGUGACUGUGCCAUUCAUUCAAAAUCCUCUGAAUUUGUCACUGGUGUGUGCAACAUCAGUGUUUCAUGCCAGCACU
Spodoptera exigua (beet armyworm) is the source of this 1368-nucleotide messenger RNA. The record is from the annotation of a GenBank genome assembly. NCBI's taxonomy places the organism in Eukaryota, Metazoa, Arthropoda, Insecta, Lepidoptera, Noctuidae.